Messenger RNA from Acanthopagrus latus (yellowfin seabream), 1406 nucleotides. It is a transcript of the gene rpl7l1, whose product is annotated as ribosomal protein L7-like 1. The transcript has 6 exons. Gene Ontology annotation, cellular component: cytosolic large ribosomal subunit. Lineage: Eukaryota; Metazoa; Chordata; Actinopteri; Spariformes; Sparidae. Bases 63 to 806 code for a protein of 247 amino acids. The record is from RefSeq and is a predicted model, not a curated record. Gene Ontology annotation, molecular function: structural constituent of ribosome; RNA binding. Gene Ontology annotation, biological process: maturation of LSU-rRNA from tricistronic rRNA transcript (SSU-rRNA, 5.8S rRNA, LSU-rRNA).
CUGGUCGAAAAUAAAACACUGUGACAUCAUCUCAGCGCGACAGUCGACCCGUCGGUUUCACCAUGGCCGAAGCUGAAUCCAAAAAGGUGAUCAAGUUAGUUCCUGAAUAUCUCCUGAAAAAGAGGAAGACAUAUCAGGCCAUUAAAGCCACACAAGCCAAACUUGCACUGCUUGAGAAGAGAAAGGUAUCAAGAGGUAAACCGUUGAAGUUCAAGCGGUUGGAAGACUUUUUGAAAGACAGCCACAAGAGGCAUCGUGAUGAUUCUCGCAUCCGGAGAGCUGAGCACAGGCCACCAGCCCCUCUGCCUCCCGCUAAGAACAGACUGGCCUUCGCUAUCCGCAUCAGAGAAAUUAAAGGUGCCAGUCCUAAAGUGAUGAAGGUGGUCCAGAUGUUGAGGCUGAGGAAGAUCUUCAGCGGAGCCUUCGUCAAAGUCAACAAGACAUCUGCAGCCAUGAUGAAGAUUUUAGAGCCCUAUGUGGCCUGGGGAUUUCCCAACUUGAAGUCUGUCCGUGAGCUCAUUCUGAAGAGAGGGCAGACCAGGAUAGGCAGGAAGAGAGUUCCUCUCACAGACAACACCUUCAUUGAACAACACAUGGGUAAACAAGGCAUCAUCUGUUUGGAGGACCUGAUUCAUGAGAUCUACUCAGUUGGUAAGGGCUUCCGGGCUUCCAACAACUUCCUGUUGCCGUUCAAGCUCUCAGUGGCUCGUCACGCUGCCAGAGAUAAGGCUGGGCUCCUGAAGGACCUGGGAAACCCUGGAUUCCGUGGUACAGACAUUAACUCUAUUAUCAGGCAACUGAACUGAGAAGGCACGGAGACACUCAGCGACAACUCCAAGGAUGCUUUAUGUCAUGAGGAGCAGAUGCCAAUGAUUACAAAAUAUUUAUUUUUGGGUUUUUUGGCAGAGAAGCUUUUGGGUUUCACCUAGAGUAAUGCCUAAUAUACAUUUACAUGUACACCCAUUGUGUGGUUACAUUUAAACCACACUGGGAGACAUCAGAAGGACCCAAAUGGGAGUCUUUGCAUUACAUUAUGCUUGAAAUAUAACAUGUAGUGCCCCGAACCCUCAACUGAUGGAAGCAGUUGUGCUCUUUGGUGAAAAUGUAACCAUUUUUUUUUAAACUUGGGAAGUGUAAGAUAUCUAUUAAAGGGUGUUUGGUUGCUAAACGUUGUUCCUCGUGGUGUCAGUGGAAUGGAUCAGUACUUGCUACAUAUGCAAGGUCAGUUAUUAAAUAAUCGGGAUGGGCAAUCCUGCUUGCUAGAACCAGCAGGCUUCCGAUAAAUACACUUUUGCUGCAUUCAUAGUUUUCAAUGUGAAAAAAGUCUUAAACUUCUGUUAACACUGAUUCGUUGACUUGUGUUUUUCUGUUAAUGCACAUUUUUUAAAUAAAGCCUAAAAUUAUUA